This is a messenger RNA of Saccoglossus kowalevskii, 1746 nucleotides long. RefSeq lists its product as uncharacterized. The record is from RefSeq and is a predicted model, not a curated record. NCBI's taxonomy places the organism in Eukaryota, Metazoa, Hemichordata, Enteropneusta, Harrimaniidae.
AUGGCGGACAGUCGACGAACAGCUGCAAGAAAAUUAGCAGACGAUUUCUGGGAAUGGAGAAUCAAAGAAAGUCCCGAAUUUGCCACUAUGGCGGGUUUUCAUGACUACGAUGACCAACUGGACGACCAUAGCUUGGACUCAUUUGAAAGGCGCCAGACUGAUUGUCGGAGCUUCUUAUCUAGAAUAAACGAUGUAAUGAAUGGUACACAGAAUGCAGAAGAUGAAAUGAACAUGUUGAUAUUGAAAUCAGACAUUAAAAUGUACCUGGAAGGUAUGAGAUACAAAGGUUAUUUGUAUCCAGUCAACUUUUUAGAAGGUCCUCAUCUUGAUUUUGAGAAGACUGUAUCCUACAUGAAGUUCAAUACUCUCGCAGACUAUGAAAAAUUGACAUCACGACUGGAAAAAUUUCCCACACAGAUGGAUCAAAUUAUUUCUCUAUUGAAACAAGGAAUUAAAGAAAAAAGAACAAAUAACCAGUACUCCAUGAAUGGUGUGAUUAGUCAACUUGAUGAUAUACUGAAAGUCGAUGCCAAGGAUAGUGGAUUCUAUGAGCCAUUCAGUAAAUUAAGUGAUGUAGCUACAAUAGAUGAACAAAGGAAACAGCAGUUGGAAUCCCAUGGUCUGAGUUUGAUCAAAGAAAAUGUGAUGAAUUCAUUUGUGAAGCUGAGAACAUUCCUCUCUCAGGAAUAUAUGAAACAUUUGAGACCAGAAAUUGGAUGUUCAACUUUGCCUGAUGGUAAAGAACAUUAUGCACAAGUUCUAAAAUUUCAUAUUACAUGUGAUUUAACUCCACAACGUGUACAUGAUAUUGGAAUAGAGGAGGUCACCCGAAUCAGGCAGAAUAUGGACAAGGUUAUAAAGAAAGUUGGAUUUGAAGGGAAUUUCAAUGAUUUCCUAGAAUUUUUGAAAUCAGAUGAGCAGUUUUACUACAAAAAUAAGGACGAAUUGAUGGCUGGAUAUAGUGACAUAGUCAACAAUAAAAUAAGACCUUUAUUACCAAGACUCUUCCAGAACAUACCACAUUUAGCACUAGAACUAAAAGCCACUCCUGAGAAAGAGAAGAACUCCCCAGCUGCCUAUUAUUAUGCACCAUCUGAAGAUGGCAGUAGACCAGGAACAUUCUAUGUCAAUUGUAACAAUGUCACUAAUCAACCAAAGUAUGAAAUGAUCGCAUUGAGUUUACAUGAAGGCGAACCAGGACAUCAUUUACAAGGUGCUUACAGUCUUGAGAUGAGGGAUAUGCCAGGUUUUAGACGGUUCUUAGAAGAUCGUCAUUACUAUGAACCACCCUCACGAUUUGGUAUGAACACUGCAUUCAUUGAGGGCUGGGGGUUGUACAGUGAAUAUCUUGGUGAAGAAUUGGGACUUUAUGAAGACGAUCCUUAUUCACUGUUUGGUCGCUAUUCGAUGGAGAUCCUGCGUGCAUGUCGUCUGGUAGUGGACACUGGAAUGCAUUACAUGGGGUGGAGUCGAGACAAGGCUGUGGAUUACAUGGAUGAAAAUACAGCAAUGGCGAAACAUAAUGUUAGAACGGAAAUUGAUAGAUACAUUACAUGGCCUGGGCAGGCUUGUGCCUAUAAAAUUGGUGAACUGAAAAUCAAAGAAUUGAGAGAAAAAGCUCAAAAAGAACUUGGUGAGAGAUUUGAUGUGCGAGAUUUUCAUGAGGCAUUUCUCAGUUGUGGAUUUGUAUCAAUAAGUGUACUGGAACAGGUCAUUGAUGACUAUAUCAAGAAAACUAAAGAAUAA